UUGAACGGGCCCCAGGACACUUUGUACUUAAAAAGUUGGGCUCCGAGGUCGAAAAGGCUAAGAACCCCCUGGUCUAUAUUAUCAACUAGCCAAUAGUAAAACACAAGGAAGCAAUUAAACCAUAUUUUGACUACGACCAAUGCUUGCUUAGCCGGUUUGAUUUACACCAGAACUGUAACCUAGUUACACCCACAUUAAGAUCAGAUACCCGACGGAGUGAGCACAACACAGGUGAGCGCCAUCAUUUUCUGAUCACUAGUUUUGUUAAUUUAUCGUGGGACUGUGUAAAAUGAUCGGUGAAGCAAUCAACAUAUAUGAUCUUUGUAAAUUGCUCAAUUGAAAUGUAGUUUAAAAUCCAUGUUUGUACAGAGCGGGCAGUAUGGAUUCCUUUCACUACUUGAAGUCUGCAUAGCACAGACAACAGCAACAAGCAAACCUGUUUCAAUGUUUAUCUGGCAUCCUGGGAGUGGUUUUAAGAUGCACUAAAGAAUGUACUAGAUGAUGCAUAAAAACUUUUAAAAUAUCUGAACAGGAUGAUGGCACUGUCAGGAGGGGUCAUGAUCUGCGGUGUAGCUCUGCUCCUGACCUCAGGGUUGGCUGUACAAGUGCUCGAUUCAAUGAAUGAUUUAAAGGAAAUCGACUUUGGUCAAUCGGUGCCCAAACACAGUCUUCUGCUGCUCUACUGGUUUGCCAACGGAGUGGAAAUCGACGAGAAUGACGACAUAAGCCUGACCUUUGACCCGGACAGUAGAGCUUACGGCUCCCAUUAUUAUGGUAACUACGAGGGUCUUCUUGACCCGCUGCCUCGGGAUCAUUCAUACCGGUAUUACACUAUAGGCAACCUCAAUCAAGACAGUUCCAUGCCCCUUCCUCCUUACGUUGUCCGUCCACUGACAGGGUACCCGGCAGGAAACAGGGACAGAAUCAUAAUUCGCGUCAGGGAGCCGGACACAGCUCAGCCGAGGAUAGACCAAGUGUACAUCACCCAGCAUAUUGAAAAUCAGGGGGAAUAUGAUCCAGAUCACACCUACAGCGUCACUAUGAACCUCUUGAGAGAGAUCAGACGGUUUUCUGUUGGAGAAAACCAACAGCAGCUUCUGCAGCUGAGGAACCGCUUUGGAAGCAACGCUGAUGUUUCCUCCAUCAGAAACACAUGGCGUGAACUUGCUGGACUUGGACUGCUGCUGUUUAUCGUGAUCAAGGAGAGGUGCUAUUUUUACCAGCAAAACUGCUCAGAAAUCCAAGACACACCGCAAAAUAACUACGGACCACAAAACAACAGCAGAUCAGAAAACAACUCUGAACCCCCAGAGAACUACGGACCACCACACAACCCUGAACCCCCAGAGAACUACGGACCACCACACAACCCUGAACCCCCAGAGAACUACGGACCACCACACAACCCUGAACCACAGAACAACUAUGAACGACAAAACUACAAACAAAAUAACAGCAGAUCAGAAAACAAAUAUGAUCCCCUAAAAUACAGACCACAAAAUAACUUUGAACCAAAAAACACCCACGAACCCGGAGGCGUAGAAGCUAUUGGGGAUGAUGACGCUUUAAUAAUCUGCAUUCCUAUUGUUUUGUGUAUAAUAUGUUUAUUUAUUUAUUUUCUUAAAUCAUUGAAUAUUUAUAUAACAAAAUGAGGGACCAUCUGUCCAAAACAAGGUGUGACGGAAUUGUUUUUUCAACACGAUUAGGACCACAGGGCUGCGAGACUCAUCAUUCAAUCUAUAAAUUGCUAUUCAAAUGCAAAAAAUACUUUAAUCUAACAGAAAUGACUAAGCAGAUUCUUCCUGUAACUAGAUAAAUAAAAAGUGAAAAACUCCAUGAUGUGUUAGCGACAGCUGUGGUUGAUAAUGUUUUAGCUUUAAAAUAAAAAUCCUUUGGUGUUUAAUAAAAGAAAAGAAAAAAAUCCAAAGUUUUAUAAAACCUAAAAAAUAUCAAAUAUGAAAUGUCUUUACCACAAAGCAGCAGACUGACACAGUGGAGCUCUCGUUAUUCUAUGCUCACGUUUUCUUUUUAGUAUUCAACAUUGCACUUUGCGAUUGUGAGUUGUGACGUAGAAAAAAAGCUCAGAACAUUUAUUUUAAACAUUCCAGGUAAGUAUGAGAUGAAAUUAUAUAUUUAAUAUUUAGAACACUGUAAUGGUAAAAUAUGUUUUAACAUAGUGUUAUGCUAAAAGAGUGAUAAUUGUCUGUAUUGAAGUAAUGUGCGAAAAGCAGGGUGAUUCAAAAGUUUCCUUUUGCAGCUGGAUCUGAAGAAAGGAGGAAUGCUCGACCAAAGGAACUGUGUAACCCCAUCUUAACCUUGGCUUUUAUCUCAACUUGGUUUGCAAUGCUUUAUACCUGCCACUGAUCAGAGGAUGGCCUUCAUGUGUGUAUCAAAGCUCAGUGUUUUGACUGCUCGGAGACGCCAUCUCCACAGAGCACCGCAAUACUGCCUUGUGUAUUUGACCUCCUGCU
Molecule: messenger RNA, 2471 nt
Organism: Pungitius pungitius (ninespine stickleback)
Lineage: Eukaryota; Metazoa; Chordata; Actinopteri; Perciformes; Gasterosteidae
Exons: 1
Coding region: 534-1652 (372 amino acids)
Source: RefSeq, a predicted model, not a curated record